This is a messenger RNA of Corticium candelabrum, 1771 nucleotides long. RefSeq names its product collagen triple helix repeat-containing protein 1-like. The record is from RefSeq and is a predicted model, not a curated record. The transcript has 3 exons. Lineage: Eukaryota; Metazoa; Porifera; Homoscleromorpha; Homosclerophorida; Plakinidae. Gene Ontology annotation, cellular component: extracellular matrix. The coding region runs from base 846 to 1649 and encodes 267 amino acids.
AAUGAGAUGAAUAUAAUCAGAAUGAAAAUAUUGGGUGCACUUGCGGACUCGAAAGUGCAACAUCUGAGGAUCUUGUAGAGUGUCACCAAUGGAAACAUACGUAUACUCUACUAACUGGAAAGAUUUUAUACAACUGGCUUGAGUUGACUUUUCUGGUCAACUAGUUAUGUGGGAUGUAAUGAAGGUUACAAUAAGAAGAGAAUUGAGAGAAAGUAAAACUGAAUGACUCAGCUAUCAGCUGUUGUUCUCCAACUAGUUUUGUGUAUCUCUUCUUCCAAGCCAUAUUGUUUUACUUGUUGUUACUGAUGUGGUUGGGAAAUGGUGAAAUGAAGUGUUAUGAUGAUGUGUCUGUCAGAUGGCAGUCUGAGUUCUUGCAACAUAGUGGAUCGAUUACAGUACGAAUCACUGCUGUUGCACUUUUUGUCUAUCCAUGGUUGUAAAGUCUUAUUGUUUGAUCAUUUAUAAAAGGAUGCUUUUUGGCGUCUAUGUGGUGAGAAAGCACGUGCAGUGAGUUAAUAAGUUUUGCACACUUUAGCAUAUUUGCAGUAGUGUGUGACAAUGUGAGAGAUCAAUGCAAAUAGGGUGUUGUAGAAAAUGAUGUGCUGGUUAUGAAAAUGACAAUAUGAACUUGUAGGCAGGAAAUGAGAAAAAAAAGGGGGAGGGCUAGAUAUGAAAACAUAUUGAGGUCAUCAUUUGCAGAUGAUUUUGGAAACAUUGGAUUACGUGGAAAUGCUCUAUUUCAGACUAGACUGUACCCACCCCGGAUGUGAGGGUGUGUGAGGAGGAGUAUAUAAGAGCAAGCUCACCAGCUCACUUCAUCAGUAUCGAGGAUAUCGGUCAUCAUCAUGUUUUCAUUUUUUGUGACAGUUCUAGUGGUCAUUCAAGUCAUUGCUACUUCUGUUGGUCAAAGUUUGUCAGAUGAGAGAAAUCAGCAGACAUGUGUGUCUGCUGGUGUUCCAGGAGUACCUGGAUCACCUGGAGUGAAUGGAUCACCCGGACGAGAUGGAAUGAAAGGAGAAAGGGGAUUGGUUGGAGAUGCCGGUGCACAGGGAAUGAAAGGAGAAGAAGGAAGGAAAGGAGAGAAAGGAACACAGGGAGAGAGAGGAUUAUUUGGAGAUGUCGGUGGCAAAGGUAAUGCUGGGAAGAUAGGCCCACAGGGUCCACAAGGUCCAGAAGGUCUACAAGGGAUAAAAGGGGAAACAGGAAGGAAAGGAGAGGAAGGAGAAGCUAUGACAGUCAACUGGAAACAGUGUGUGUGGGAUAGAAAUGAUGGGAAGGACAGCGGUCUGAUUCAGAACUGUAAUUUUAGGAAACUUGACAGCAAUUCAUCUCUACAUGUUGCAUUUGCAGGAACUCUUGUGGUCCAGUGCUCCAGUGGUGCGUGCUGUUCUCGAUGGUAUUUUACAUUCAAUGGUAACGAAUGCAGUGGACCUAUGACUAUUGAUGGACUUAUGUAUGGUGAACCAGUCAAUAAUUGGGCUCACCGUCACAGACAUAUUGAGGGAUACUGUGAGAACAUUCCAGCAGGUCAAGUCACAAUUGGAUUUAACAUUGGAAACUGUAAGAGACACCCAACAUAUAAUGGCAAUACAGGAUGGAAUUCGGUAUCUCGCAUUAUGAUUGCAGAAGUUCCUCCCUCACAAAAGUGACUGAAUUAGAAAUCGAGGAAUUAGAACUUGUGUUCAGUAUUGUAGCUGGCAGUAUACGUACAGUAUGAGGUAGCUGAAGUUCAAGUAGGGAACUGGAUAUCUCUUUCUGCCUUAUAUGUAUG